This is a messenger RNA of Ananas comosus (pineapple), 1288 nucleotides long. Its product is annotated as mitochondrial carnitine/acylcarnitine carrier-like protein. The transcript has 4 exons. NCBI's taxonomy places the organism in Eukaryota, Viridiplantae, Streptophyta, Magnoliopsida, Poales, Bromeliaceae. The record is from RefSeq and is a predicted model, not a curated record. Gene Ontology annotation, biological process: mitochondrial L-ornithine transmembrane transport. Gene Ontology annotation, molecular function: L-ornithine transmembrane transporter activity. The coding region runs from base 224 to 1264 and encodes 346 amino acids.
GUUUUCUAUAUAUAUAUAUAUAAACCAAGUUUUCUAUAAAAAGAAGUGGAUUCAUUCGUUCAUGAAUUCAUAAACCAUAAUAAUAUAGUAUAUAUUUUACACAAAUCCAAGCGAUUCUUAUUCUUAUUUGAGCGAUUCUUUUUUCUCUCUUUUUUUUUUUCGAACGGUGAUUUGGAAUUGUUAUUACCUUCCAAAUUCACCACAGCUCAUAGGAAGGAGAAUAAUGGGUUCUACUAAAAAGAUGGCAAAUAUAGCCAAGGAUUUGACUGCUGGAACGGUGGGAGGGGCUGCGCAGCUGAUCGUUGGCCACCCAUUCGACACCAUUAAGGUCAAACUCCAAAGCCAGCCAGCCCCACUUCCCGGUCAACUCCCCAAGUAUUCCGGCGCCAUUGAUGCAGCAAAACAAACAGUAGCUUCUGAGGGACUUAAAGGCUUAUAUAAAGGUAUGGGAGCCCCACUCGCCACUGUCGCGGCCUUCAAUGCUGUUCUCUUUACUGUCAGGGGACAAAUGGAGGCUUUGCUUAGGUCCGAGCCCGGGGCUCCACUGACUGUGGGUCAGCAGGCCGUGUGUGGUGCUGGUGCCGGAGUCGCUGUUUCUUUUCUGGCGUGUCCUACUGAACUGAUUAAGUGCAGGUUGCAAGCCCAAAGUGCCUUAGCAGAUUCAGCUUCUUCUUCAGGUGCUGUAAAAUACAAAGGACCGAUGGACGUGGCAAGACAUGUUCUUAAAUCAGAAGGCGGUCUUAGAGGCCUGUUCAAAGGCCUGGUCCCGACCUUGGCUCGCGAAGUCCCCGGAAAUGCUGCGGCCUUUGGUGUCUAUCAAGCCUUUAAGCAAUACUUUGCAGGUGGGCCUGAUACAUCCAACUUGGGAAGCGGCUCUCUAUUGGUUGCUGGAGGGCUUGCCGGCGCGUCAUUCUGGCUCGCGGUCUACCCAACCGAUGUUGUGAAGAGUGUGAUUCAGAUCCAUGACUACAGGAAUCCAAAGUACUCCGGAACCAUUGACGCCUUUAAGAAGAUAUAUGGAUCGGAGGGAAUCAAGGGCCUUUACAGGGGCUUUGGACCAGCCAUGGUUCGCAGCGUGCCGGCCAAUGCAGCGUGCUUCUUGGCAUAUGAGGAGACUGUGUUAUUACACAUUAACGCCCAUCAGAGUUCAAACCAAAAGGCAGAACUAAGAUGGCGAAUGAAGAAAUUUUACUAUGAUUCAUCCAGCAGAGAACUACAACAACAUGGCUUAUCUUGUAUCUUUUCUUUCUCAGAAUCUGAAUAAGAUACACAAAGAAUAUUUCGAGUA